This is a messenger RNA of Onychomys torridus (southern grasshopper mouse), 738 nucleotides long. Its product is annotated as negative elongation factor A-like. The transcript is spliced from 4 exons. Lineage: Eukaryota; Metazoa; Chordata; Mammalia; Rodentia; Cricetidae. Gene Ontology annotation, biological process: negative regulation of transcription elongation by RNA polymerase II. Gene Ontology annotation, cellular component: NELF complex. The record is from RefSeq and is a predicted model, not a curated record. The annotation marks the transcript as partial.
GCGCUGCUGCCGCCAAGAUGGCGUCCAUGCGGGAGAGCGACACGGGCCUGUGGCUGCACAACAAGCUGGGCGCCACGGACGAGUUGUGGGCGCCGCCCAGCAUCGCGUCCCUGCUCACCGCGGCGGUCAUCGAUAACAUCCGCCUCUGCUUCCACCGCCUCUCAUCGGCUGUGAAACUCAAGCUGCUGCUCGGGACGCUGCAUCUUCCGCGCCGCACGGUGGACGAGAUGAAGGGCGCGCUGAUGGAUAUUAUCCAACUGGCUACCCUGGACUCAGAUCCCUGGGUCCUCAUGGUUGCUGACAUUCUGAAAUCCUUUCCUGACAUGGGCUCACUGAAUCUAGACCUCGAGGAGCAGAACCCCAAUGUUCAAGACAUCUUAGGAGAACUUAGAGAAAAAGUGGGCGAGUGCGAGGCAUCUGCCAUGCUGCCACUGGAGUGCCAGUACCUGAACAAGAAUGCCCUGACCACCCUUGCUGGACCCCUCACCCCACCGGUGAAGCAUUUUCAGCUGAAGCGGAAACCCAAGAGCGCCACUCUGAGGGCGGAGCUGCUGCAGAAGUCCACCGAGACAGCCCAGCAGCUGAAGAGAAGUGCCGGGGUGCCAUUCCAUGCCAAGGGCCGGGGGCUGCUCCGCAAGAUGGACACUACAAGUAAGACUGUGCCUGCUGUCAGGCCAGUGCUGUUCUUGCUUGCCUUGCGGGUGGUGUGCCUUUUCCUCACCAGAAAACCACUCAGAC